AUGUACUUUUCCAUUCCGGAUACAACAGAUAUAUCUGCUAAAAGAAGUAGUAAUCAACAUGCUUUUACAUUAUUCAAUAUUCAUGUAAAUGGUAAUCAUCAUUGUAGUUUACGUUAUUCUCAAUUACGUGCAUUUAAUGAUGAACUUCAACGUUUAUUUCCAGUUUCAAUGAUAAAUAUUCAACCAUUUCCACCUAAAAAAUUUUUUAAUUUAUCAUUACGUGAAAUAGAUGAACGACGUAUAUUACUUGAACGGUAUUUACAAUCUGUCGUACAACAUAAAUCUCUUAUAUCAUCAUCAUAUUUUGAUGAUUUUUUUUUAAAUGCUCAACGUGAAACAUUUCUAAGUGAAUUAGUUAAUAAAACAUAUUCUGAAAAAAUUAAUUUUACAAUUUAUUUAUUAAAUCAACAUAAAAUAAUUAUUGAAAAUCUUUCACCAUAUGAUAAUACAUCAAAAUUAUUUGAUGCAUGUGCAAAUAAAAUUCAAUUAGAAAAUGAAUAUUUAUCAUAUUUUUCAUUAUUUUUUUAUGAACUUAAAAAUAAUCAAUUAAAUAUUAUUCGACCAUUAUUUUCUUUUGAAUCUCCAUAUUUAUCAUUAGAAAAAGCAUUAAAAUUAAAUGAAAAUUAUUGUAUCGUAUUUAAAAAAACUUAUUGGAAUUUAAAUUAUGAUUUUAAAUUAAUUGAUAAUCGUCGUACACGUAAUCUACUUUUUAUACAAUCACAAUAUGAUAUUGAACAAAGUGAAGAUUUAUAUCCAAGUGAUAUAUAUCAACAAUUAAAUAUUUUAUAUGAGAAUAAUUCAUUUAAAGAAUAUAUUUUAUUAUCACGUACAUCUAAAUUUUAUGGUUAUAUUAUACUUCAACAAUGCUCAAUAAAUGAUUUAAUAACAGAAAAACUCUCUCAAUGUAUAUUAACUAUUGGAAAUAAUGAAUUACUUUGUUGCAUAAUUAAUGAUGAUAAGAAAAACACUAAUUUAUUUACGAAAGAAUUUUCUUUUAAAGUUACACGUAUUCGUUGUUGGAAAGUUAAUUGUGCAAAACAAAAUGUCAAUAUAGCAUUUGAAUAUUUAAUUAAAAAAGAUACUUUACAAUGGAUUAUUAUAUAUACAGAACAAGCAGCUUUAGUUAGUACCUGUUUACAAAGUAUGGUUGAUGAAAUAUUAGCAAAUAAAGUUGUUACAACUAGUUCAAUAUCAAUAUCUGAUUCAUCGAAUAAUCGAUCUAAUAUUACAAAUGGUCUUACAACACGUACAAAAUCAGAUUUAGAUCGUUUAAAUAAUAAUGAAUUAUUUGAUAAAGGUGAUGGAGAUGAUGAUCUGUAG
Molecule: messenger RNA, 1320 nt
Organism: Rotaria sordida
Lineage: Eukaryota; Metazoa; Rotifera; Eurotatoria; Philodinida; Philodinidae
Source: the annotation of a GenBank genome assembly